Ruditapes philippinarum (Manila clam) is the source of this 1908-nucleotide messenger RNA. RefSeq lists its product as uncharacterized. The transcript has a single exon. Lineage: Eukaryota; Metazoa; Mollusca; Bivalvia; Venerida; Veneridae. Bases 1 to 1908 code for a protein of 635 amino acids. The record is from RefSeq and is a predicted model, not a curated record.
AUGACUUACGAUGCGCUAUUGUAUAUGCUCAAAUAUGAUCAAAUAUUAAUUGCAGCAGAUUUCAACGCACGAAUAGGAAAUCUAUCUGAUAUUCUUGCCGAAACAGACUCAGUACCAAUGAGAAGUUCGAUUGAUAAAUGCAUAAAUCAACAUGGCCGAGAUUUCAUUGACUUCUUAAACGACUCGCGAUUUUGUGUAUUAAAUGGAAGAUUUGAUAAAGAAGAUAAUUUCACUAGUAUUUCCGGUAGGGGAAAGGCCGUGGUUGACUAUAUUUGUGUACCACAAGAUACAAUACAAUAUUGUAACUCAUUCGAAGUAAUCCCCAUGCAAACAAUAAUAGAUGAAAAUAACCUUCACGGAUAUCUGGGUCAAAGAGCGCGACUUCCAGAUCACUCUGUCCUACUGAGCACGUUUUAUACAAGUGAGUCAAAGCGGUUAAAUUCUAACGAUUUACACGGAGGUGAACGUGAAAGACAAUCGAAACCUAAAUACAAGCUAGACAAAAUACCCCAUAACUUUAUGCAAAGUGAAAUAUCUCGAAUUGCGAUAAAUGAAAUUAUUACUGCAAUUCAGUCAUCCAGAAAAUCGCAAUCAGAAAUCGAUGAUAUUAAUUCAAAACUAUGUACCACUAUUAUAUCUGAAAUGCAAAAUACGAUACCUACUGUAAAAGCUACAAAUAGAUCGAAAAGACGCCACAAACACUGUAAACCAUAUUGGAAUGAGGACUUGAGUAUAUCAUGGAAAAAUAUGUGUGAUAAAGAGAGAGCGUUCUUAAAAUGCCACGAAUCUAGGUCAGUAAAGACAGCUAAAAGGGCAGAUUAUAUCGCAGCUAGAAAUCAGUUUGAUAAAUUACUACGACAGUGUGAACGCGCACACAGACAAUCGUUCGCUGCUGAUAUUGAAAACAUGUCAACGUCUAAUCCAAACGAAUUUUGGAACAAAAUAAACAGUUUUGGUCCUAGAAAAAAUAAUACGAUACCCAUGCAAGUACGGGAUCAGGAUGGAAAUAUCAUAUGUGAUGAGAAAAGUGUUUUGGAAAGAUGGAAAAUGGCCUUCUCAAACUUAUAUAAUGGAUGUAAUAGCGAUGAAUUUGAACAAGGUCAUUAUGAUCGCACUAAAAUGCAUAAACAUUUAAUUGAACUUGACAUAGCCGAUCCUCUCUACACAUCCAACUCCCAGUUAAACCACAAUAUCUCAAUUGAAGAAAUUUCUUCCGUAGUUAUGGCUACAGAAUCUAAAUCAGCCGCUGGCAUAGACAAUAUACCGUACGCUGUACUGAAAUUUCCACAAGUCAUAAAUGUGUUACACCAACUGUUUCAGCUAAUAUUCGAUAGUGGUCUGAUACCUUGUGAAUGGAGAAAGGCCGUUAUUUGCCCGAUACUUAAAGACGCAAAUUCUGAUAUCAGCGUUCCAUUAAACUACCGCCACGGUAUUAGUCUUCAAACAUGCAUAAGUAAACUGUACAGCUCUUUUAUAAAUCGACGGGUGUCUUCUUAUCUAGAAGAAAAUGACUGCCUAGCAGAGGAACAGAACGGAUUUCGUAAAAACAGAUCGUGCGAAGAUCAUGUGUAUACACUUAACACUAUUAUUAAAAAUAAUGAAAACACUUAUGCCGCAUUCAUUGACCUAAAAAAGGCCUUUGACUUUGUAGAUAGAGACAUGCUUCUGUAUAAACUCCUGCGGCUGUAUAAACUCCUGCGGUCGGGCUUAGACGGAAAAAUUUACACUGCAAUAAAAUCAAUGUACGAACAAACAGUUUCAUGUGUACGUAUCAACAAUAUAAUGACUCAGUGGUUCGACUGUAAAAAAGGCGUGGUUCAGGGAAAUUCGCUGUCGCCAACACUUUUUGCCGUUUUCAUAAACGAUUUAGUAGCAGAAAUAAAUUCCCUUGAUCUUGUGUUUCAAUAG